This is a messenger RNA of Momordica charantia (bitter melon), 1266 nucleotides long. RefSeq names its product transcription factor MYB92-like. The record is from RefSeq and is a predicted model, not a curated record. NCBI's taxonomy places the organism in Eukaryota, Viridiplantae, Streptophyta, Magnoliopsida, Cucurbitales, Cucurbitaceae.
CAGCUGAGCCAAAACAAAAACUUUAGUUAAGAAAGAAGAGAAGAAGAGAUUGAAUCAUUUAUAGCUAGGAAUGGGAAGAAGCCCUUGUUGUGACGAGAGUGGUCUCAAAAAAGGCCCUUGGACCCCUGAGGAAGAUCAGAAACUCGUCAAACACAUCCAAACUCAUGGCCAUGGCAGCUGGAGAGCCCUCCCCAAACUCGCCGGGCUGAACAGAUGUGGGAAGAGCUGCAGAUUGAGGUGGACGAACUACCUAAGGCCAGAUAUAAAGAGGGGCAAAUUUUCUCAAGAAGAAGAGCAAACCAUUCUGAAUCUCCAUUCCGUCCUUGGAAACAAGUGGUCAGCAAUUGCAAGCCACCUACCGGGACGAACAGACAAUGAAAUCAAGAAUUUCUGGAACACCCACUUGAAGAAAAAGCUAAUUCAGAUGGGUUUUGAUCCGAUGACCCACCGUCCUCGAACAGACAUAUUCUCCAGUUUGCCCCACAUCAUAGCGCUGGCCAGUCUCAAAGAGCUCAUGGAGAAUCCCUCGUGGGAAGAACAGGCAUUGAGACUGCAAGCAGAAGCCGUUCAAAUGGCUAAGUUUCAGUACCUUCAAUAUCUCCUCCAGCCUCCCGCAGCUUCCUUGAACAACAAUCCUUCUGAAAUUGAAAUCAUGAAUUUGAUCAACUCUCUGUCUUCUCCUCUGUUGGAAAACCCAAUAAGUCAUAGCAAUAAUAAUAAUAUUAAUCUUGCGGCAGCAACCACUCUCCAACAACUUGGUACUGACUCAAUACUCCCAUUUUCCCAUUUGCCAAGCUUGGAAAUUCCCACUAAUGUUACGAACAGAUACGAAACGGUGCCGUUGAAUAAUAUUCCCAAGGAGAUGGUGUGUGGGCAGAGUGAUGAUGCUGCUAAUUCUGAUCCUAAUUCACCAUGGCAGCUGCCUUCUUCUUCCACUGAUCCGUCGCCGCCGCCGCCGCCGCACCUGAAUAUUAACGACCCGAUCGCUUCAAAUAGCAAUAAUAAUUAUGGCGACGCGUGUAGCACUUCAAGCUUUGCCGGAUCCUCUGCUUCCAUUUGGCCGGACCACCUCCUCCUUGAAGACGUUUUGUUUCAUGAUAUUCCUUCGCUUUAGAAUGUGAAAAUUAUUACAUAUUCAUAUAUAUAAUGCUUUAAUUAAUUAACCAUCGUGGUGCUGGUGGAGUAUAGUUUAUAUAAAACAACACCUGAGGAUUUAUUUUACCAUACAUACAGAUAUAUAUGUGAGAAAGUUCUGUUUAUUGUGUA